CGCCGCUCACUCUGCUCCCCCGGGUCGAGCCCCCCGGAGCUGCGCGCCGGCUUGCAGCGCCUAGCCCGCGCCGACUUCCCCGCGCCCGGCUUCGCGCUCUCGUGUCGCCGGCCUUGCAGAGCCCACGAGCAGAGCGAGCGGGUCCGGGACGAGCUCGGGCUCCGGCUGCCUCGCGCUUCCCCGACUCGGCUGCCUCCGCCCCCCCCGGGGGUCGCUAGUCCACGAUGCCGCGGGGCCCUGGCUCGCUGCUGCUGCUGGUCCUCGCCUCGCACUGCUGCCUGGGCUCGGCGCGUGGGCUCUUCCUCUUCGGCCAGCCCGAUUUCUCCUACAAGCGCAGCAACUGCAAGCCCAUCCCGGCCAACCUGCAGCUCUGCCACGGCAUCGAGUACCAGAACAUGCGGCUGCCCAACCUGCUGGGCCACGAGACCAUGAAGGAGGUGUUGGAGCAGGCGGGCGCCUGGAUUCCGCUAGUCAUGAAGCAGUGCCACCCGGACACCAAGAAGUUCCUGUGCUCGCUCUUUGCCCCUGUCUGUCUCGACGACCUAGACGAGACUAUCCAGCCGUGCCACUCGCUCUGCGUGCAGGUGAAGGAUCGCUGCGCCCCGGUCAUGUCCGCCUUCGGCUUCCCCUGGCCCGACAUGCUGGAAUGCGACCGUUUCCCGCAGGACAACGACCUCUGCAUCCCCCUCGCUAGCAGCGACCACCUCCUGCCGGCGACAGAGGAAGCUCCGAAGGUGUGCGAGGCCUGCAAAACUAAAAACGACGACGACAAUGACAUUAUGGAAACUCUCUGUAAAAAUGAUUUUGCACUGAAAAUCAAAGUGAAGGAGAUAACCUACAUCAACAGAGACACCAAAAUCAUCCUGGAGACGAAGAGCAAGACCAUUUACAAGCUGAACGGUGUGUCUGAAAGAGACCUGAAGAAAUCGGUGCUGUGGCUCAAAGACAGCCUGCAGUGCACCUGUGAGGAGAUGAACGACAUCAACGCGCCCUAUCUGGUCAUGGGACAGAAACAGGGUGGGGAGCUGGUGAUCACCUCAGUGAAGCGGUGGCAGAAGGGCCAGAGAGAAUUCAAACGCAUCUCCCGCAGCAUCCGCAAGCUGCAGUGCUAAUUUGCUAGUGGGGUGGCUUCUGACUAGCCAGGCCCAGGGCUCCAUGGACCACUUCCGCUCUGCGAACUCACUUCCGGUGUCCCAAGCACAAUCCCGAACGCUCCAACUCCAACUUGCCCUGCCUCUUGCAUGUGUGUGCCCCUAACAUUCCCUGAGUUAUAAGGCCCUCGGCGGCCUCGGGAAUGGAUAGCUGUCUUCACAUAAAGCGAAAGCCCGUCCGGAUCUUGUAGAAAUAUCCAAACUAAUAAAAUCGUGACUAUUUUUAUGAA
This is a messenger RNA of Peromyscus leucopus (white-footed mouse), 1381 nucleotides long. RefSeq names its product secreted frizzled related protein 2 (gene Sfrp2). The transcript has 3 exons. Gene Ontology annotation, molecular function: Wnt-protein binding. The record is from RefSeq and is a predicted model, not a curated record. Bases 225 to 1112 code for a protein of 295 amino acids. NCBI's taxonomy places the organism in Eukaryota, Metazoa, Chordata, Mammalia, Rodentia, Cricetidae. Gene Ontology annotation, biological process: negative regulation of canonical Wnt signaling pathway; canonical Wnt signaling pathway; non-canonical Wnt signaling pathway.